GGGGGACGGAAGUGGGGCGGCGAACGAUUUCUAAUGCAAGUGCAUACAAAGGUAUGUAUGAAUGGCAUGACUAUAUGAUCUUCAUCUUCCUAUGCAGUAUUCUUCCUGUAUUCGACAGCAAGAACAUUCCACAAUGGUCAACGCAAUUAUCAUCGGUGCCGGGCCCUCGGGCAUCGCAAUGGCGCACAAGUUAAAGCAGACUUUGGGGUUCGAUAACUUCACGGUGUACGAGAAAUUGGAUGGUGCAGGAGGCACAUGGAGAACGAACAUCUACCCAGGAUGCGGAUGCGACAUUCCUACACAUCUUUAUUCAUUCAGCUUUAACCUAAACCCGUACUGGUCCAAGGAGCUUUGCGAUCGCCAGGAGAUCCUUGAUUACAUGGAGGCUACAGUUGACAAAUUCUCUCUUCGCGGACACAUUGUGUUUAACACUUCUUGUGAAGGCGGACGAUGGAUUGAGAAUGAGAAAGUGUGGGAGGUCACCUUCCUGGACGAACUCACAAAGCAGCGCUAUACAAAGAAGGCGACCAUUUUCAUAUCAGCGAUUGGUAGUAUCGCCGAACCAAGAAAGCCAAAGUUUCCUGGAAUCGAAACAUUCGAAGGAGCGGUCUUCCAUACAGCACGGUGGGACAAGAAUUACGAUUACCGCGGCAAGCGAAUGGCACUCAUUGGGAAUGGUUGCAGCGCAGCUCAAGUCGUCCCAAGCGUGGUGUCUAAAGUGGCGUACCUGAAACAAUUUGCUCGAAGCGCACAGUGGUACCACGAGCGACCCAACCGUGAAUUUUCAUCCUUUGAGAAGCUCCUAUUCAGAUUCGUUCCCUUUUGGCAGAGGUACCACCGGUACUCGAUAUUCAGUUCUAGCGAUGCACUAGUCACCACGUACGGGUCGAGCGAAAAAUCGAAGGUUUUGAGAGCGGCUACUGAGAAAUCCGCAAAGGAGUAUAUCUACUCAAUGGCACCAAAGAAAUACCACGACUUUAUCGUGCCAGAAUUCCCUCUCGGGUGCAAGCGUAGGAUAUUUGAUCCUGGUUACCUGGAAGCUUUGCACGCCGAGAACAUGAGUUUGGUGCCUGAGGGAAUUUCUAAGAUUGAUACUAAGGGUAUCACAAGCGCAUCUGGCGUGCGUGAAGAGUUUGAUGUUAUUGUUCUUGCAACUGGGUUUGAAGUCGCAAACUUUCUUGGACCACUCAAAGUCAUUGGCAAGAACAAGAUCGAUCUUCACGAACAGUGGAACUCAGGUGCUGGCGCUCAGGCGUACAUGGGUGUAUUUGUGCAUAACUUUCCAAACUUUGCGCUGAUGUUCGGUCCGAACACAUUCCCAGCUCACAACUCUGUCAUUUUCGCAUCGGAAGUGCAAGUUGAUUACAUUGCAAAGACGCUUGUAGUCCCUCUGCUCACUGGACGCGCAGCCACAAUUGAGGCAAAGCAAGAGGCCGAGGAUAGUUUUGUAGCAGGCAUUGAUGAUGAGCUCAGUGGUACCGUCUUCUCUAGUGGCUGCUCUAACUGGUACAUCAACAGCAAGGGGCGGAACACAGCGUCUUGGCCCGGAUUUGCUUCCACUUUUUGGAGAAGAACAUACUUCCCAAAGUGGAAUGACUUUGUGUUGCAAGGCGGUAAUAGGACGUGGGUCUUUGCCUUUGCUUAUAGGUCGAUCUUAUCGCUCUUGCUAUCAACGAAGGGUCUUCUUGCACUAGUUGCUCUCUUUGGUACCUGUGCGAAAGACUCAGCUGCAUGGGAAAGGCUCCAAGAUCAACUAAGCCGAUUGCUCACUAGAUAGAUUGUAG
Boeremia exigua is the source of this 1784-nucleotide messenger RNA. RefSeq lists its product as uncharacterized. Lineage: Eukaryota; Fungi; Ascomycota; Dothideomycetes; Pleosporales; Didymellaceae. The record is from RefSeq and is a predicted model, not a curated record. The coding region runs from base 92 to 1777 and encodes 561 amino acids. The transcript is spliced from 7 exons.